CCGUUAAUUUUUCAAUGUUGGUAACGAAUAACUAAAUAUUGACAGGAACGAGGCUUAGUGGGACGCAUUAUUUUCGUUUUUCCUGCUGCUUCCCGAUAAAUUAAACGUCGUGAAAGUUGAUUACGAUUAACGGAAACAGGGUGUUUUUGUGAACAACCCUUAAUCCCAAAAUGGCUGAACCUACCCUACCCUGAAACGGCUAUUUGGUUUUGCAAUGGCGGUAGUGACUUAUAAACAGUAAUAUUUACCAAUCCAAGACAAGUUAAAUAAUUAAGGUGUUUGGUUUAAAUUUAUUGUGCGAUCGAUGAUUAAUAGUGUGAUUUAAUGACCGAUAGUACGCAUGUAUUGUUUUACAGAUGUCUGCAGUGACACAUUCCAUAUCAGGUACUGACCCUACGAAGGGUAUUCAGAAACGAAGAGGAGGCAGUAUAGGGUCCGAUGAAGACGACCCGAGCGGUAGCAAAUAUUCAAGAAUGGAAGACGACAGUAUUCAGGAUAAAGAACGAUUUGCAAGUAGGGAGAACCAUUGCGAAAUCGAAAGGAGACGGCGGAACAAGAUGACAGCGUACAUUACGGAAUUAUCCGAUAUGGUGCCCACCUGCAGCGCCUUAGCCCGGAAACCCGAUAAACUGACCAUUUUGAGGAUGGCAGUGGCUCAUAUGAAAGCUUUAAGGGGGACCGGGAAUACAAGUACAGACGGAACAUAUAAGCCAUCAUUUUUAACCGACCAAGAAUUAAAACAUUUGAUACUUGAAGCGGCCGACGGUUUCCUGUUUGUAGUAAGUUGUGAUACAGGAAGAGUAAUCUACGUAUCCGAUUCGGUGGCUCCGGUGUUAAAUUACGCCCAAAGUGAUUGGUACGGGUCGUGUAUUUACGAUAACCUUCAUCCGGAAGACGUGGAGAAGGUUCGCGAGCAGUUAUCUACGCAGGAACCUCAAAAUAGCGGGAGAAUACUCGAUUUGAAAACGGGAACAGUAAAGAAGGAGGGGCAUCAAUCUUCAAUGAGACUUUGUAUGGGGUCGCGAAGGGGUUUUAUUUGUCGGAUGAAGGUAGGAAAUUUAACACCGGAAAACAUGGCAGUGGGGCACUUGAACAGACUGAAGCAACGAAAUAGUUUGGGUCCCGGAAGGGAUGGACAAAACUACGCUGUCGUACAUUGUACGGGAUACAUUAAAAAUUGGCCACCUACAGAUAUGUUCACAGGUGUUCAGUUAGAGCGGCAGCCGGAAGAAGAGAUUCACUCGUCCCAUUGUUGUCUGGUCGCGAUCGGCCGGUUGCAAGUCACCUCAACACCAAACACCAGCGAAUUAUCCGGAUCCAAUAAUACCGCCGAGUUCAUCUCGCGACAUUCGAUAGACGGCAAAUUUAGUUUUGUCGAUCAACGUGUAAUCGGACUUUUAGGUUACGCGCCCACAGAACUUUUAGGGAAGAGCUGUUUUGAGUUUUUUCAUUUAGAAGAUCAAACCCAUAUGAAGGAUAGCUUUGAACAAGUGUUAAAAUUAAAAGGACAAGUAUUAUCAGUUAUGUACCGAUUCCGAGCCAAAAAUCGAGAGUGGGUUUGGUUGCGCACAUCAGCGUACGCCUUCUUAAAUCCUUAUACGGACGAUGUUGAGUAUAUAGUUUGCACAAACAGCACCGCCAAAUCGUUGCACGCCGGAAAUGAGCCAGCCACGGAUGCGCCCGAGCAAGUUUCUUACCAACAACAACCCGGUUUAGACUACAGUUUACAACGUCGGGACACACUUUAUACGCAUAUGAUACCUCCCACACACAUCCAAACGCCUCAACAAGUACCAAGACCGAGUAGCGGUCAAAACGUGUACACAACGUACGAACCAACACCAUCUCCGAUAACGUACGGUUCUCCAUCGCAGACGAACGUGACGAGCAGUAGCAGUACGGUUUUGGGUCGUUUGACGAAGGGUAGUACAACGAGCCCCACGCCGGCGGCGGCGCCGUGGAGUCUUCGACAACCACAGCCGACGGCCGAAAGUUACCAGUUCAACCAGCCCAGUCCGAGGUCGCCGGGACCGACCUACACGCAACUAAGUGGAGGAGCGCGCGGUACGACGGCACCGACGCCUUAUCAAUGGACUUGGCAAACGACAAGUCAAGCGUCGGACGGCGGAGGCCCCGGGUCGAGCGGCUCGGGGCCACCCCAACAAACGCAACCGCACGAACUGUCAGAUAUGCUACAAAUGUUGGACCAGAGUGCGGCGACUUCGUUUGAGGAUUUAAAUAUGUUUAAUACCACGUUCGAAUAGCUAUGUGAGGAAAGUAUAGGGAUUAAAUAAUCGGAAUGCGAACGCCUUCUCAGAUAAUUGUAUUUAUAUACGUACAAAUUUUUUUGUAAAUUAGUUAUCAUCGACGAAGAAAAAGGGAAUGAUUGCCAUGUAAUUUAUAUACAUAAUAUAAAUAUAUAUAUAUAACAGUAUAGGUGUGGUGUGACGUGUGUGAAUAAUAAUUACAAGUGGUAUAAAACUGAAAUAGUUAUCAAUAUGGAAGUGCGCUCGUAUACAGGUGUCCUAAAAAGCAUUUGCAGAAAUAACUCUCGGACGUACUUUUUUUUUCCCUGUAGUUUUCAGUAUGUAUUUUUGGAGCCCCUGUACACUCGAACUUACGGAAAUACAAAAAAAUUAAAUUAAUGAUAACGUGGAUUCCAUGAAAGACGUAGAUUUCGCGGUGUCCAGUUUGUAUAGCUUGUUGUAGCGUAUUGCUAUCAAUACUCUGUAUACUCGAAAGUUAUUUCGUUCAUGUUUUCUUACCCAUUUUUAUUUUUUUUGAGAGUAAUAUAGCUGCUUUGGCAGUGAAUUGUAUCUUGUGUUGCGAAAUAAGUGACAAAAACAAACCAGUAGUAUAUUAACAAUUUUUCUUUUGGUAAUGUUUUAAAAAUUUUCCGUUUAACGUUUGUAUAUGAUUGGUUUAAUGUUGAAUCAAAUAUAUUCUUGUGGAUAAAUUUCGAAAUUGUGUAUAUCCACAAUGUUGUUAGAUACAUUAUAGUAUACACAUAUCUUUGAAGUAAGAUUUUUUUCUUGAAAAUAAAUAAUUUUUUAAUAGUUUUAUAAGGUUUAAAUGGUAAAUUAUGGAGAUUAAAUGUAAUUCUCAUUUCUUUCGCAAUAAAAAUAAGCCUUUUCAUGUCUUUAACUAUUUUUGUAAUUAAAAUACAUAGUAUUUUGUAAGAGAUCGGCGUUUCGUUUCUCGAUUCAUUUUUUUACAUGUAUAUAAGGGUACAGGCACCCCAUUUGGGUCGCUACAUUUCGAGGCGAUCUUCAAAUGGUGUACCUAUACCCAUGUGCAUAUUUAUGUACAUAUAUGUGGCAUGAAGCACACGGCAUAUAUAUUAAGUUAACAAAAAAAAUUAUAUUUUACUGCAAUUUGAUGAAAGUCAAUAAAUAAUUAAUAGUAAUACCCAUGAA
This is a messenger RNA of Onthophagus taurus, 3416 nucleotides long. RefSeq names its product Aryl hydrocarbon receptor nuclear translocator homolog tgo (gene tgo). Gene Ontology annotation, molecular function: protein dimerization activity; DNA-binding transcription factor activity. Gene Ontology annotation, cellular component: cytoplasm; nucleus; transcription regulator complex. Lineage: Eukaryota; Metazoa; Arthropoda; Insecta; Coleoptera; Scarabaeidae. The record is from RefSeq and is a predicted model, not a curated record. Gene Ontology annotation, biological process: regulation of DNA-templated transcription.